AUGUUAUCUUGUACACAUGUAUUGUAUUAUUAUAUUUCAGGUGGUAAGGCUAAAAAUGGUGCUCCAAUAUUAAUAUUUGCUGAUAGACCUAAUGAACCAGAAGUACCAGAUGAAGAAUAUAAAAAACUCAUUACUUAUCUAUGCAGUAUAACUUUAAGAGCAGAGAAAGAGACAGGUUUUGUUGUUGUUAUUGAUAGACGUAAUGAUGGUUGGGGAGCUGUUCGCUCUAUUUUAUUAAAAAUAUCAGGUUUUUUUCCGUGCCAUGUCCAAGUUGCUUUCUUACUUCAACCCAAAGGUUUCUUUCAAAGAGCCUUUGCAGAUUUCCGCUCCAAAUUUGUUAAAGAAGAAUUGGAGUUUAAGGUAAGAUUGUAA
This is a messenger RNA of Lottia gigantea (owl limpet), 372 nucleotides long. RefSeq lists its product as hypothetical. Gene Ontology annotation, molecular function: guanyl-nucleotide exchange factor activity. The record is from RefSeq and is a predicted model, not a curated record. The transcript is spliced from 3 exons. NCBI's taxonomy places the organism in Eukaryota, Metazoa, Mollusca, Gastropoda, Lottiidae. Bases 1 to 372 code for a protein of 123 amino acids. Gene Ontology annotation, cellular component: cytoplasm.